AUGUUGUCUUCUAUUGGACGCGCCGCCAUCAGGCGCUUGAUCCCAAUACCUAUCGCUACGUCAUCUAGUCGCAUUGGAGCCUCCGGCUUGUCUGCGAACUCUUUGCGAUCUGGUCGUCUGUUCGUUCGAAGCUUUGCGACUCCAGGGAGACCUAAGGCUUCUACUACCACUAAGAGUGCGACAACGAAGCCAGCGGCCACAAAGGGACGUCCCAAGGGCACGACCAAAGCCACAGCCACUGCUAAAGAUACUGCCACUAAAGCGUCUAAGGCCACCAGGACUGUGAAGGCUACGAAGUCCACCAAAUCCGCGAAGCCCAAGCCCAAGUCCAAGGCCAAACCAAGGGGCAGACCCAAGACCAAGCCCAAAAAGCGUCAGCCAAUCAGCCCGGAGAAGAAGCUUAUCCUUGAACGAAGAGAACUCAAGGUUACGGCCAUCUUCGCCGAGCCGAAAAAACUUCCAGAUACUGCCUGGACAGUAUUCGUGGUUGAGAAGAAUCAGGGUAUUCCCGGUGGCUCAGAAAUCUUCCGUGCCAAGAUGACUGGAAUUGGUCAGGAAUAUAAAACCCUGUCAUCCUCCCAACUUCAGCGACUCCAAGACAUUGCGGAGCAGAACAGGCUCGCUAAUGUGGCAGCAUACAAGGCGUGGACAGAGAGCUACAGCCCUCAAGAGAUCUACAAUGCCAACAAUGCCCGUCGACUUCUGAAGAAGAAACACAAUUACCCUCCUAAGUCCGGAGUGAAGAUCAUCCGCGACGAUCGUCUGCCUAAACAGCCCACUACCCCAUUCAGCUUGUUCACAAAAGCAAGAUGGGCUACCGGAGACUUCGCCAAUAAGUCCAUAUCCGAGUCUUCCAAGGCGCUCGGCGUCGAGUGGCAGAGCUUGUCUGAGGCAGAACGAGCUCCAUACUUUGACCUUUUCAAGGUAUCUUCGGAUCAGUAUGCAAAGGAAGUAGGAGAGGUUUUUCACCGAAAGGUAAAAUAUGAGCCUAAAGCAUAA
Messenger RNA from Annulohypoxylon maeteangense, 999 nucleotides. RefSeq lists its product as uncharacterized. Bases 1 to 999 code for a protein of 332 amino acids. NCBI's taxonomy places the organism in Eukaryota, Fungi, Ascomycota, Sordariomycetes, Xylariales, Hypoxylaceae. The transcript is spliced from 3 exons. The record is from RefSeq and is a predicted model, not a curated record.